UAGGUCAGCCUUGGCCGUAUGGUAUACUAUUGGUCUGUUAUUUGUUCUCGUUUUGUGUAUAUGUGUGUAACUAUCGACACUUAAAUAAACAACUGCCUCUCCCUGAACUGAACAACUACACCUUUGUGUACUACGACCUUGGCCUAAAGCCAGAGCAGAUUGAACAGCUGAAGAAACACUGCCAGUGUGAAGUACGACGGUAUCCUGUUGAGAAGAUGCCUACCAUGCAUAAGACGCUCCGAUGUUACACAUGGAAACCAUUCAUAAUUCAGGCAAAUAUUCACUUUGCUGACAUUUUAAUUUGGGCCGAUGCAUCUAUACGAUUUUCAAAGUCGAUUAUUGGACCGCUUCUCAAAGAUGUGAACAUAAAGGUCGCCAUCAUGGGAUUGGACUCACCAGUAUACUCUGUGGCCGAUCAUGUGCAGAAAACUACCUUCGACCAUUUCGGUGAACAGACAUGUACUUUUGCUCAAGGUGGCGAGAUGGCGGCAACGUUUCUAGCCUUUAAAAACGAACGUUUGGUCAGAGAGGCCAUACUCAAGCCUUGGAUAGCGUGUGCCUUAGAUUCCAAAUGCAUGUGUCCUUCCAACCCAGAGAAACUUAUAGUGUGUCAUACGAACAUGAGAAAAUAUAACAAGUGUCACAGGUUUGAUCAAGCUGCUUUGAAUAUAAUUCUAGCGAAAUUGUUCUGGGGCAAUGAGCGGUCAUUUACACCAUCCAGAAAAUACUUUGACAUACGGAAAGAGGAUAGAGUGCACUAUUUUGAUAAGUUAGGAAAAUGAUGUUCGGGAAAUGUUCUUGUGUUUGAAAUAGUAGUUAUUUGUAUGCAAUGCACAGGCAUCGUUUCGGUGGAAGGCCAAUGUUGAACGCCCAUGAUCCUGGUAGAAGACAGUGGACAUAUAUCACGAUCUUCGUUGUGAAAA
Messenger RNA from Haliotis rubra (blacklip abalone), 923 nucleotides. RefSeq lists its product as uncharacterized. The transcript is spliced from 3 exons. Lineage: Eukaryota; Metazoa; Mollusca; Gastropoda; Lepetellida; Haliotidae. The record is from RefSeq and is a predicted model, not a curated record. Bases 216 to 782 code for a protein of 188 amino acids.